This is a messenger RNA of Phytophthora nicotianae INRA-310, 1386 nucleotides long. RefSeq lists its product as hypothetical. The record is from RefSeq and is a predicted model, not a curated record. NCBI's taxonomy places the organism in Eukaryota, Oomycota, Peronosporomycetes, Peronosporales, Peronosporaceae. Bases 277 to 1017 code for a protein of 246 amino acids. The transcript is spliced from 2 exons.
CAACACGAUAUUGAUGAUAAGUUGGCAUUUUGCAGGUUGGAAAACAUUUACCAAUACCGCAAAUAAGGAGAAAAAGAUGGAGCAGGUUCGGGAGCUGCCGAACGGCAAAUGCGUCCGCAGAUACUCGCCUGAGCACCCACUCUUCGACGCUGGAACGCGUCUGUGGGCGACCAAGUAUUACCAGGAACCAGAGUGCGACUGCAUUGCUGAAAUGUGCUAUUUCUUAGCUCAAAAAUUACACUUGUAAAUUAAAAUAAAUUGUAUUGAUACAGAUCGAUGGUGCAGCCGGGAGAUACUGCAGCUCACUCGGAGCCGAUCACGUGUCGAUUGGCAAAUUGCAGUGUGAGCUUCAAGUCCACUGCGGCGUACGAGGAGCACUACGACAUGUACGUGUAUAUGAGUAUGGGGUUCUUACUGGAGACUGAUUUUUUUGUCAAUACCUGUAGGGUGCACCGUAAUAUUUGUCGAGAAUGCUCGAGGUCGUUUUUAAGUUUGCGCCUUCUGGAUAUUCACAUCAGUGAGACUCACGACGCUUUCUUCAAGAUUUUGUCCAAGAAGAAGCCGAUGUAUGUUUGCCUUGUGGACGGCUGUCCGGAGAUUUUCCGGCAUGAUGACAAGCGGACGCGACACUUAAUCCGAGUGCAUCAAUAUCCAGAGGCGUUUUCAUUUCACCAGAAGCGAAAGCAGAGAAAAGGAAAGUCAAGCAAAGGAGCUGCUGGUGUAAAAAAAUCAGAGGGCGAUGAGCAGCCAGAAGUAGAUGGGGAGACCAUCAAGAAGCGUGAAGCUCGGAAACGCAGGCGUCAACAAAAGAAGAAGAAACUUUCGGAACAAGCUAAGCUUCGAGGUUCUGACAUGCAAGUGGAUGAAGAGUCUAAGACGGACAAGACAGGAGAGGAAUCCAACACCGAAGAUGCCAAGAGUGAGGUCACAGACAUCGAGAUGGCAGAUCUAGAAGAGACCAUGCGAGAGCUGCGAAUUCCCAAAAGCAUCCACUUCGGCCGAAAGCGAAGAACCUAAUCUACAAUGUAGAUACUACAUCCUUGCAACCCGGAGUGUACCGUUUGGCUACAUAGCACAAUUCUGCUGUCUGAUUCAAAAAUUCAAGAGCUCAUUGCAUUUUAAUCGUACUUGGCAUCAAAAACAAGAAGUUUUGGGAAUCCGACUACAGAAACCUGAAGUACAGGUUUUAUCGAAGGAAAUAAUAGGGCUUCUAUCUCCUCGUGAUAUUCGCUUCGAAGACGGAGCAGAAGUGCUCGCCACGGGCUGAAGCGAAAGUUCCGAAUAGGCUCACGGGUGAGCGUGAGGAAAGGUGCGAGGCUCUCCGAGCUGUUCUUAGCAGUCAGCUCCCGCAUCGUAGGUUCCAAAUGUCUACAAAUUGCAACAAUG